Molecule: messenger RNA, 553 nt
Organism: Brassica oleracea var. oleracea
Lineage: Eukaryota; Viridiplantae; Streptophyta; Magnoliopsida; Brassicales; Brassicaceae
Product: protein yippee-like At4g27745
Exons: 2
Coding region: 58-381 (107 amino acids)
Source: RefSeq, a predicted model, not a curated record
GAGAACUUGAUUGAUUUGUUUGGAGAAGUUGAUCACGCCCUGAAGGUGUUUGAUAGAAUGGCUCAGUCAGUUGGUCCAAGGCUGUAUAGUUGCUGCAACUGCAGGAACCAUGUGGGACUUCACGAUGAUAUUAUCUCUAAGGCUUUUCAGGGAAGAACCGGGAGAGCCUUCCUCUUCUCCCACGCAAUGAACAUCGUGGUUGGGCCUAAAGAAGACCGGAAUCUUCUAACGGGUCUCCACACCGUCGCUGACAUAUCUUGUGCUGACUGCAAUGAACCCUUGGGCUGGAAGUACGAGCGAGCCUACGAGAGCUCACAAAAGUACAAGGAGGGCAAGUUCAUAUUCGAAAAGGCUAAGAUUGUCAAGGAGGAGGAUUGGUAGUGAAAGCAACAUGUUGAAUUCAUUAUUGGAUUGACUCAAAAACUGUACAUAGAUAAAACCUUGGCUUUGUCGAUUCCAAUCUUUAUGGAUUUCACAAGUCUAUCAUCAUCAUCCAUUAUUCGGUUCGUUAUCUCUCGCCUGCAUGCUGUUAAAUAUGCCAGUUUCUUGUGUU